CGAAGCCCUUCUUUCUUUCUUUCUUUUCUUUCUCCUUCCUCUUACCAUUUUCGUACUUUCUCAAUAGCGGCCAUAACCCUCUUGAUGUCAUCUUUCGCCCUGCUCCGGGUCUCAGCUCGGACCGACCUGCCCGACAUUGCCGCGCGCAAACUCGGCGAAGUAGUGAACAACAAAACCUUCCGGACGGACUACAAAACGUGUUUCUGUGGCGGCGCUGAGCGACGUGUGACUGACGGGGUUCGGUUAGAAGCGGUGCCUGAAGUAUCUGACUGUGUGUGUGUGUGUGUGUGUGUGAGAGAGAUCUGAGGAGGAGGCUGUCUCACUCACUGAACCCCGUUCACAUACACACUGAUUCACAGACUGCAGCCUGCAGGUGUCCGUUCAGUGCUUCAGGAUGAAUGAAGGAGAGCUGGUGGAGUACUUCAGGGCUCAGAUGAUGAAGGAUCCGGACAUGGCCUCUGCUGUGGCCGCUAUCCGCACCCUGCUUGAAUUCCUAAAGAGAGACAAAGGAGAAACUAUCCUGGGCCUGAGGGAGAGCCUGACGUGGGCCACAGACUGCCUGACGGGAGUGGACUCCUCUGUGGCCGUGUCCUCGGGGGGAGAGCUCUUCCUGCGCUUCAUCAGUCUCACAUCGCUGGAGCAUCAGGAUCUGUCUCGCUGUAAGAAGGUGAUGGAGGAGAGAGGAGAACUCUUUCUAGAGAAGAUCUCAAUGUCCAGGACCAAGGUUGCUAAGCUCUGUCACACCUUCAUCAAAGAUGGCGCUAAAAUCCUGACUCACUCGUACUCCAGAGUCGUCCUCAGGGUGAUGGAAAAAGCUGCAGCGGAGAAGAAACGCUUCUCUGUCUAUGUGACUGAAUCGCAGCCUGACUCAGCUGGGCGACAGAUGGCCGAAGCCCUGAGAAAACUCAAUGUUCCAGUAACAGUAGUCCUGGAUGCAGCUGUGGGGUAUGUUUUGGAGAAAGUCGACCUAGUUAUUGUCGGUGCAGAGGGAGUCGUUGAGAGCGGAGGGAUCAUCAACAAGAUCGGCACUUAUCAGAUGGCCUUGUGCUCUAAAGCCCACAACAAGCCCUUCUACGUCGUGGCAGAGAGUUUUAAAUUCGUCCGCCUGUACCCGCUCAACCAACAGGACGUGCCCGAUAAAUUUAAGUACAAAGCAGACACCCUGAAGACUGUACAGAACCUGUCAGAAGAGCAUCCGAUGAUUGACUACACGCCUCCCUCGCUCAUCACCCUCCUCUUCACUGACCUGGGAGUCCUCACCCCGUCUGCUGUCAGCGAUGAACUCAUCAAGCUUUAUUUAUAACUGUGCCUUUCAGUUCUCAAUAAAAACCCAUUAUCGAAAGGGAAACAAA
Molecule: messenger RNA, 1352 nt
Organism: Dicentrarchus labrax (European seabass)
Lineage: Eukaryota; Metazoa; Chordata; Actinopteri; Moronidae
Gene: eif2b1
Product: eukaryotic translation initiation factor 2B, subunit 1 alpha
Exons: 10
Coding region: 395-1303 (302 amino acids)
Biological process (GO): translational initiation
Cellular component (GO): eukaryotic translation initiation factor 2B complex
Molecular function (GO): guanyl-nucleotide exchange factor activity; translation initiation factor activity
Source: RefSeq, a predicted model, not a curated record